GGCAACGACUGCCAACGAGGCCGUUAAAAUUGUGCAGAUAUACGGUUGUGCUGAUGAAGUAUGGUGUAAGUACCCUGUUUAUACGGUAAAGCAUUGAUGGCGAAAAGUAAUCUAGUCAGUUGUAUGUUUAUACAAAAUGAUUUGAAGGCAUCAAGUCUUGUAAAUUGAAGGAAUAAUAAAAGAGUGAGUAUAGAUUUUUAACCGUCAGUCGAAAGCGUGAUAAUCCUGUCAAUUCAUGUCAUUGGUGGUAACGGUCGUACGAUGUGAGAAGAGUAUAGGCCUAAAGGAAACCUAGAUCAGCGUGCCAUUUACUGGUGAUCUAAAAUUUAAAAUAAGAAAUUUCGAAAUUUCAAGCUUCAUUGAGACAACACUUGGAUGAUGUAGCAAGGCUAUGUCAUGGUGCCAAAAUUGAUUAUCAUUUACGUCUGUGCGGGUGUGGUGUCUUUUGUUGCUUUCUCCUUUUUCAUUCUUCUGCUUUACCGCUGGAGAAUUAACAAACCGAAGAAGAAUAGAUAUCCCUCAAUCGUCUUGACAUCCCAUGAUAGCCCGCAAUUAAAAGAGAAACGACUCUGGAGUCCCCCAGAGAGCAAGGACGCUACAAAAGGGACUGCAACAAGAGCAGAGCGUAGUGACAAGACAAGAAGUUACUGGUUUCCAAAGACUGAUAUUCGACCAUUUCUUGCACCUUUAUCAGGCGAAUAUCAACAACCCGUGGCUUGUAAACAAACAGAUGAUAUCGUAAAAGGUCGUUUAAAGUUUUCCUUCGGCUAUGAUUACAAUAUGGAAAAGGAAAAGUCACUCCUGACAGUAAAAUUGCAUCACGGACGCGACUACACGGACGAAUUUAACAACAUGUCGAUGGAUUCGUUUGUAAAAACACGUCUGCUACCGAGUGGACUUCAAAUAUUCACAUCUAAACUUCAGCGCAGAACGCUGAAUCCGAACUACAACGAAACUUAUCAAUUUGAAAUUGAAUAUUCAAUGUUGAGCACGCAAGUGCUCUGCUUUGAGGUAUUUCGCUACGACUGCGUCUCCAGGCACAGCAUUUUCGGUGAAGUAAUUGCGCCGUUCAAAGAUCUGGGUUUCAGUGGUACGGGAAAUGUUAUUAAAGAAAUCUCAAUGUCGAUGAAUAUAACUGAGCCUAAUACUGCGACAUCGGGGACUAAACAGAAAUGUGGUAAUAACAAUGACAUCAUUGGAGGUGAUAUAAAGAUCGUAGAACAAGAUGAUGGUACCAUUUUUCAAGAUACCUAACCAGGCAUAAGUGCACAUCAAUUAUCAUAUUACAAACUCACUGGCAAAAAUCAUUUGAAAAUUAAUGACAUUCAAGACUGCUUUUGCACAAAUUAAUACAGGGGCAGCGAAACCAAUACGUUGCGGUCCCCCAACUUUUGAAAAUCACCAAGUUCCUUUUUCAAGCGAGUAUACAUGCAUGCUCUUUUUGGAAUCAUGCAUUGUGCAUUAUAAUAUAAUGAACUAAAAUUACUAAAUCAAUAAUCUACGAUGAUUAUACCAGGAUGAUUACCAAAAAUGAGAACACUGAUUUCAGCGCCCCCCCCCCCCAUUUUAAAUUGUUCCGCAACCCUUGAUCAUUCAUAAGACGUCGUCCUAUCGAAAGGCGGUAUCCGACUAUCCCAAACAUGCUGU
Messenger RNA from Dendronephthya gigantea, 1647 nucleotides. RefSeq names its product synaptotagmin-1-like. Bases 397 to 1254 code for a protein of 285 amino acids. Gene Ontology annotation, molecular function: calcium-dependent phospholipid binding; SNARE binding; phosphatidylserine binding. The transcript is spliced from 4 exons. The record is from RefSeq and is a predicted model, not a curated record. Gene Ontology annotation, biological process: regulation of calcium ion-dependent exocytosis; cellular response to calcium ion; regulation of dopamine secretion. NCBI's taxonomy places the organism in Eukaryota, Metazoa, Cnidaria, Anthozoa, Malacalcyonacea, Nephtheidae.